Messenger RNA from Linum trigynum, 1013 nucleotides. NCBI's taxonomy places the organism in Eukaryota, Viridiplantae, Streptophyta, Magnoliopsida, Malpighiales, Linaceae. The record is from the annotation of a GenBank genome assembly.
UUUGCUCUUCCAUGUACAAAACCAUAUAACCAAAUCCCAACUCCAAAACGAAACAACAAAACAAAUGGUAAUCCAAGAAGAGGGGAUCAAGUUAUUUGGAAAGACCAUCGCCGUGCCGGCGGUAAAAGCCACCGUCAAGGAAGAGAGCCAUCACGUCGGCGACGAAAAGGAGGAUCACGAUGACGGCGGCAGCGGCAGCGACGGCGAUUCGCCGAGCUUGGACAAGAAGCCAGACAAGAUAAUCCCGUGCCCUAGGUGCAAGAGCCUCGAGACCAAAUUCUGCUACUUCAACAACUACAAUGUCAACCAGCCCCGCCAUUUCUGCAAAGGCUGCCAGCGCUACUGGACCGCCGGCGGGGCCCUCCGCAACGUCCCCGUCGGCGCCGGCCGCCGCAAGAACAAGCCCCCUGGCGCCCGGAUCAGUCCUCCCGCCAGCGGGUUCUCCGAUGGGGUUCAUCAUCCGUUUCAGGUGGACGCCGCGGUGGUUGAGGAGUGGCAAUUGGCGGCGGCGGCAGGUGGGUUUCGGGAUGUUUUCCCGAUCAAGCGGCGGCGGUGCGACUCAGGUGGUCAACCGUGUGUAAAUUAGCUAGUUUUUGGUUUUUACUAAAUUAUUGAUUCCCCUUUUUGCCCCCCCCCCCUCCUUCCUCCCUCGCUCUCUUUGAAUUCUCCGCUUAGAAAUUAUUAUGUAAGUGAUCAUAUCAUAAUCACAUGUAUAUCGGAAAGAAAUUAUUAUAAAAGAUGUACAAAUCUAACCAUAUCCAAGUUUGUUCUGUUUCGUAUUUGAUAUACCUAAUUAAUCAGCCAAAUCACAACGAAAUUAAGCUGGCAGUGAUGAUAACUGAUGACAUUUUUUCAAGUAUUUUAUCAGCCCUCAAUAUGAAUGGAGAAGGCAGAAAAUGAGGGUUUAAAUUUUGAAUUUAAAGUUCAGAAUUGCUCGAUCAAACUUAAAUUACCUAAUCUCUUAGGAUGGGAAAUUGAAGUCUAAAUCUUUAGAUUAAAAACAAUUAAAAGAU